Cladocopium goreaui is the source of this 1368-nucleotide messenger RNA. Lineage: Eukaryota; Dinophyceae; Suessiales; Symbiodiniaceae. The record is from the annotation of a GenBank genome assembly.
AUGGCAGUGGUGGUCGCUCCGAAUGGCCGGGGUGCUGAUGUGGACCAGCCCCGACUUCCCCCACCAGUGCCGAGGGACGAUUGGAAGUCUGUAAGACAUGGCAAAGUGCAGUGGACCAAAGAGCAAGUGGCAGCGCUUGCGCAGUCGAUGCUGGACAACAUCCCCGGACGCGCCAAGUCCCUAAUCGUGAGCCACAACUCGAUGGCUGGAUCACACAUGUUGGUUCUGACCGACCCUGACGGACCAACCCGUCCAACCUUUAAGGACAUUGCCGUCAACUUCGUCUGGCUUAAGCCUUUUGUCGAGGCAUUUCCAGACAGGGUGCCGAGUGGGUUUCUGAUUUGCGAUGUCGUUCUCAUGUUGAACGAAUUCCUGAUGGACAAGCUUCUGUUGCCUGACGACCCGAAUACCCCGUUGACCAGAGAAGAUCAGGUUGAGAUGGCCAAAGAAGAGACCACUAGGAUGAAAAAGCUUUUGGGAGCCCUGAGGUAUCUAUGGCGCAAUGGACCAGGGUCGCAUGACCAGCGCGUCGCAGACUUGAAGGCAAUCCUCGUGCCAAGUCCAAGCUCCAUUGCCCGCAAAGCUGCAGCGGAGAAGGCAAAGGAGGAAGCUGGCAGUGAUGAUGAAACUUCAGCCCCCGAUGGUUCUGGAGAGGAGGAUGAGCCUGAUUCCCAGUCAGAGUCAGAGGAAGUUGGAAGUCCCCGAUCCGCGGAUUCCAAGGGCUCUAGCGUCGUUUUCUCAUGCGAUGAGUCAACCUAUGUGCCUGGUGAAGAUGGUGCCAUGGCCAUGGAGCAUGAACAGGACUUGUCGUCUUGCAGCGACAUCAGCCCGGAGGACAAAGACAUGGAUUCUGAUUCCGAUACUUUGGAGCUCCCAGGAAAGGACCCCAUCUCAGUUCAGAUUCGCAAGCGUCGUCGCAUGAAAAGCAUGGACGAUGACAAGGUGAAGGCUCGUGGGGCAAAGAAAGGAGCUGCCAAGGCAGCAUCGAAGAAGAAGCCGUCCAAGGGCAAGAAGAAGGCGUCCUUCCGUCGAGGUGGAAAGAAGCAGCCAAAGGUGGCCAAUGGAUUGGGUUGCCCAGAGGAGUACCGUGGCUAUGACCUGAAGGAACUGCCCAUGUCUGCCCGGCCGCAGCCAAACCGAAAACACCGUGGCUUGCACUCCUACACCGUGAGCACGGCUGUGCGGGAUGCCAAAUCUAAUGAGGUGUGCGAAGUUCUUGUCGAUGUGUUGCUGCAGAAAAAGGCAUACUAUAUUAAGAAAUGCCCCCCAUCGGGAAAGACUGGUAAUGUAUCUUGGAACAAGAUUGGCAAUGCAAAGCAUGCCUGGGCCGUGGCCAUGGACAGAGCACGUUGCGGAAACGUGUUGUGA